AUGCCGCCUCACCAGAGCACAGAGGGCUGCCAUCCCCUCCAUGACAGUCCGCAGCAGGAGAGCAGCAGUCUCGCUCAUCACCAGGCACACGCUGCCUCUGCGUAUGGAGCAGCGCCGCUACGUCGAGGGCAGAGCAUUCAGCCUCUUGAGACUGCACCCCUCUCAUGGGCUGCUGCAACUGAAGCAGCAGCAGCUGCAGCAUACCGCCAGUCGCUUUCUCGUCAGUGCGACCUCAACUUCGCAGCAGCUGCUACGCCUCAAGCUGCUGAGCCUUCUUCUCGCUCGUCUGCAGAGGAGUGGGGGCAUACGCGACAGCAGCGAAGCAGCAAGCUCAAUAAACUCCCCCGCAAUAGCGCCUCUUCAGAGUCCGCUCUUUUUUGUGCAAGAGGCCGUUUCGCUUCUUCAGCGGCUCAUGGGCGAGUGGGGGCUUUUCCUGUUGCUGCCUCUUCCGCCGCUGCUGCACAUACUGCUGCCGCGAUUUCAAUUAAGCCUCGAACUGCCGCAGAAGCGCUAGCUGCCGACUCCUCCGGAGAGGCGGCCUGCCUCGCUCUGCUUCAGGCUAGGAGUGAGGAUACUCCCGCGAUUCGUCUUGGAGUUUCUGACUGGAGCGCUGCUGCGGCUGCACAACUGCCUCCUCUACGGAUCGCCACACCCCAUGCUGCUGCCUUCGCGAAGGCUUUGUGGAAGGAGUUGGAGCAGCUGCACUCCCGCGCUGAGUUUCUCACGCCUGCGGCAGUUGCUGCUGCUGCGACUGCCAGUGGACUGCCUGUUGCAGUUGCUUGGAUGCUGCUGCAAUCUACACCUUUAGCGAGCUUCUACAUGCGGAGACGAACGCCAGUUACGAGUCGAGACUGGGAAGCUCAAGAAGACGGAUGCCAGGUAGAUGCGUCGCUCAAGCAGCCCUCGCUGCAGCAGCGGCAGGAUUCUUGCUUGUUGCCGCAGUCGGCUUUGGACUUCGUUGCGGGUGCUAGCGAUACACAGACUGCGUCUUUGACUGUGGCACCAGUGGCCGUUAAGACGCCUAUGGGCGUGCUGCUUCUAGAGCGGCAGAUAGUGUUGGCGCUAGAGGACUUAGUAAUGCGCAAAACUGGGAGCAGCCCUUACUCCUCUGCAGCAGGCAGAGCGCUGCUGAUGCAGCUCAUGAGACAGCACGCAGACAACUGCAACAGCGUGCAAGAGGAGCAACAGCGAGAAGCUCUUAGGGAGAGCGAGGCAGAGGCAGCAGCCGCAGGCCAGACACAAACGAGCAGUGCGAGGCAACAGUCCCCGACUGCCGUGCUUUCUGCUUCUGAUGCUCUUCCGAGCCGCGAGGCUGCCGAUGGCGGCCUAGUCGCUUCGACUGCAGAGGGGGCAAAGGAGGCGCAGCAGCAGGCGCUGGUCACAUUGCCGAAUGCAGCGUCUCUUCGUUCGGCAGAAGCUGCUGCUGCUGCUUCUAGCGUGCUAGCAGAAUAA
Messenger RNA from Cyclospora cayetanensis, 1452 nucleotides. RefSeq lists its product as uncharacterized. Bases 1 to 1452 code for a protein of 483 amino acids. NCBI's taxonomy places the organism in Eukaryota, Apicomplexa, Conoidasida, Eucoccidiorida, Eimeriidae. The record is from RefSeq and is a predicted model, not a curated record. The transcript is spliced from 4 exons.